Molecule: messenger RNA, 914 nt
Organism: Racocetra persica
Lineage: Eukaryota; Fungi; Glomeromycota; Glomeromycetes; Diversisporales; Gigasporaceae
Source: the annotation of a GenBank genome assembly
AAGAAUAUAAAAUAAAGUUAGAAACUACUUAUAAAUCCCUAAGCGAAGGUCGAAAAAAUAAAUCAAUUUCCCUAAAAAAAGCCUAUGAUUUAGUGGCAGAGAUAAUGAAAGAAGGUAAAGAUCUUACUAAACAAGAAACUGACAAAGAUAAGACUCAUCCCACUAAGGAAGAGUUUGAGAUGAUUAAAAAACUUUCUGGCAAUUUUGUAGAAUUUUUUACUGAUAUAAGAGAGGAAUAUCCUUCGAUUAUUAGUGAUAAACUUUAUUCAGAUUUAAAGGAAGAAGUAAAAGAAUUAGAGGAUUUUAUCAAGCAAGAAGAAGAACAUCAAAAAUCCCCUUCUGGCAACGGUAAUGGGAAUGACACAAACAACAACGACAAUACGGGUAAUAAUGAUAAUUCCAACGGCUCAAAAGGGAGCGGGAGAGGAAAAAAACCUUCUUCCUCAAACAAUUCUGAACUGGAAGAGAAGAUAAAAGAUUUACAAAAUCAAUUAAGCGCAGUCAAACAAGAAUUAGAAAAAAAGCAGCAACAAAAUCCUAAUUCCAUUGAUAGCCAGCAAGAAGAGCGAAAAAAGGAUGAAUUAGAAAGAGAGUUAGAAAGAUUAAAAAGAGAAAAAGAAGAGAAUGAGCGAAGGUCGAGAAGCCAAAAUCCCCAAAAAGAUAGCUUUCCUUAUGGAUUAGUUAUUGAUAUUUAUCCACCUCGCUCGCUAAUUUAUCAGAAAAUACAACAAAUUGUUGCUGAAAUACUUCAUCAAAAUAAUUAUCAGCCGGCAAUUUUCCCCGCUUUUGAAGCAAAAGAGUUAUUCACCACUUCCUUGGGUUCCACGACCGAUAUCAUUCACAAGGAAAUGUAUACCUUUGCGGAUAGAAAGGGACGAGAACUAGUAUUACGACCGGAGGGAACCGCCAGCAUG